GAGAGAGAGGUGAGAGAAGAAGAAAGCGAGCAGAGGUUGGCGUCACUAGGAGAGAGAGGACCAUGCUGGAUUGACUGCAGACAAGCAACCGCAAUCGAUGGCUGGGCUUUGAAAUCGUUCACAAUUUAUCGGCAAGGGAAGGAGAGGAGCGAGGAGAGGAGUGAGACGAGCGAGAGAGCGCGUGUUGUGCGUGCGUGCGUGUGCGUGCGUCGGUCCGUCCGAGCGGGGUGGAAUUAAAGAUCCCCCCUCUUUAUUUCCUCCCCCAAACAUGGAGCUUACAAUGGAGAACAUUGGCAACCUGCACGGCGUGGCUCACUCCCACCAAAGCGGGGACCUCAUGAACUCCCCCCACCACGCGCGGCAGUCGUCGGUGGCGUCGCACCGGAACUUGGUGUCAUCCCACGGCCGCUCGGCCAUGGUGUCCAGCAUGGCCUCCAUCCUGGAGGGCGCGGGCGAUUACCGCACCGACCACACGCUGUCCGGACCCUUGCACCCGGCCAUGAGCAUGUCGUGCGACUCGGGCGGCAUGAGCCUGAGCAGCACCUACACCACCCUGACGCCGCUGCAGCACCUGCCGCCCAUCUCCACCGUGUCAGAGAAGUUCCACCACCCGCACGCGCACGCUCACCACCAUCACGCGGCGCACCAGCGACUGGCGGCGGGCAACGUGAGCGGCAGCUUUACGCUCAUGCGGGACGACCGCAGCCUCGCCUCUAUGAGCAACCUGUACGGCCACUACCCCAAGGACAUGUCCGGCAUGGGCCAGUCGCUGUCCCCGCUUUCCAACGGCCUCGGACCCUUGCACGGCUCCCAGCAGUCCCUCGGCGCCUACGGCCCCGGAGCUCACCUCUCCAACGACAAGAUGCUCUCCGCAGGGGGGUUCGACUCCCACGCCGCCAUGCUGUCCAGGGGUGAGGAGCACCUGGCGCGGGGGCUCGGCGGACACGGCGCCGGCCUGAUGACGUCCCUCAACGGCAUCCACCACCACAGCCACCCGCACUCUCAGGCCAACGGCUCCAUGCUGUCAGAGCGGGAGCGGCAGACGGUGGUGGGGGGCGCGCAGGGGGGCGGCUCCGGCCAGGUGGAGGAGAUCAACACCAAGGAGGUGGCCCAGCGAAUCACGGCCGAGCUCAAACGCUACAGCAUCCCGCAGGCCAUCUUCGCCCAGAGGAUCUUGUGCCGCUCGCAGGGCACCCUGUCCGACCUGCUGCGGAACCCUAAACCGUGGAGUAAACUCAAGUCGGGUCGCGAGACCUUCCGGAGGAUGUGGAAGUGGCUCCAGGAGCCCGAAUUCCAGCGGAUGUCGGCGCUGAGGCUUGCAGCCUGCAAGCGCAAAGAACAGGAGCAACACAAAGACCGCAACACCGCUCCCAAGAAGCAGCGGCUGGUCUUCACGGACCUGCAACGGCGCACGCUCAUCGCCAUCUUCAAGGAGAACAAGCGACCAUCCAAGGAAAUGCAGAUCACCAUCUCCCAGCAACUGGGCCUGGAGCUCAGCACCGUCAGCAACUUCUUCAUGAACGCCCGGCGCCGCUGCGUGGACCGCUGGCACGACGACCACGGCACCAGCCCCGGGCAGCCGGGCACCUCUGCCACCAAUUUCUCCAAGGCCUGAGAGGAGGAGGAGGGAGGGGGAGGAGGGCAAUCCAGGCCUGGGCGAGCAGGCGUAGCAAAUGAAUCUAUGGACCGUCCAAAUAAGUCCUCGCCCCACAAAAAAAAAUCCUUUGUGCCAUGCAAUCAUCUUUUUUGUCGGUCAAAAACGUCAAGCUCUAAAUCGGGGGGGGAAAAAGUUGAGGUCAGGUCCGCUCUGUAUUAGUCACACAAGGACAAUCAUUAAUUCUGAGUCUUUUUUGGAAAUCAUCUUUAGGGCAUCAAAGUAAAAGAGACACCAAAGAUUUUUCUUUUUAUUUGUUGGACGGUAUUGGGCACAACCGACGUAGCCGCCGAUCCUGACUUUCUGCCCCCCACCCCCCUACGUCACCCCUCUACGAAAGAACGGCAAUAAAUCGAACACAACAGCACACAGCCUUACUCUCCGAGCGCCACACGCAAACCACGUACAGGCUUUCCAGCUCCCUCGCCUCGACAGUACCUCCCCCCACCUCUCAUCUUUCGCCUAAAGGUAUUCCCCGAUGGUCGGCCAUCUCACAAAGCAGCUCCGGCUGAUCACACGGCCAACUAAUGAAUUGAAAGAAAAAAAAUGAAUCAAUGCCAACAGAGCGAGCGGGGCCUCGACCUCUCCCUCAAGGUGAAAACGAAGACGCUCGGCGGCAGGUCUUCCCGGCCCAGGUCUAUAUUUUUUUGCACAGAUGUUGGAGGGCCUGCCAUUGUAAAGCCUGAGUUCUUUGACCUCAACCGGGGGGGAGAGGCCUGGCGACACGUCUCAGACAAGCUCUUUGUUCCACCCGAAGUCCCCCCCCCCUGAUCAAUAAGCCGGAAAGCGACAACUAAGCGACAAAAACACGCUUGGGCAUCCGUCCGGUUUCUAUAGGGAGAGUAAAAGGAGCCCCCAGCGGAGAUGGCGACACAAAAGCAGCAGCACACUUCGAGCAGAGCCACAGUGCGCCCUGCCGGCCAAAGCGUAGACGAGAGAGGCACAACACAUUAAUCAAUAAGCGGCCAUUAGCCUAUUGUUGCUCCUCAUCCAAAGCCGGAAAAGAGGGAGUGGGGGGGGGGGGUUCAAACCCAAUCGGAAAAUCGCAGGGAUCAAGCAAAGACCAAAAAGUUCGAAAGCUUUACAAACAAACAGUGGGAAAGAUACAAAACACAAAAACAGGUGCAGCGGCAGUUAGGGAUUUAAUUUUGGAAGCUUUGUUGUUGUUCCAUUCAAAGUAUUUGGACAACACUGAAAGGAAAACAUCACGAUAACACACGAAGUCCAAAUCGAAGAAUGCCGACAAAGCAGUAGGCAAUUCCAUCUACUAGCUCCUCGGAAAUUCUUCACUUUGACUUGGAAAACUUUAUUCUGAUCUGUGAAAAAAAAAACAAGGCAUU
Messenger RNA from Syngnathus acus (greater pipefish), 2994 nucleotides. RefSeq names its product one cut homeobox 3a (gene onecut3a). Gene Ontology annotation, cellular component: nucleus. Gene Ontology annotation, biological process: regulation of transcription by RNA polymerase II. Lineage: Eukaryota; Metazoa; Chordata; Actinopteri; Syngnathiformes; Syngnathidae. Gene Ontology annotation, molecular function: DNA-binding transcription factor activity, RNA polymerase II-specific; RNA polymerase II cis-regulatory region sequence-specific DNA binding. The coding region runs from base 269 to 1615 and encodes 448 amino acids. The record is from RefSeq and is a predicted model, not a curated record. The transcript is spliced from 2 exons.